AGAAAGGCGAUAUUGAAUACUCCCAUUUUAAAGUUACUCCGGCAGAUGGACGUUGAGAUCACUGAAUAGGUUGCUGUUUUGAAGGGGAACCCACUAAUCACCAUGAGCUCUCGCCAGUGCAAGAACUGUGGUGGAACAGACAUUGACUUAGACCAGGCCCGAGGAAAUGCUGUUUGUAUGGGCUGUGGGUCAGUCUUGGAAGACAACAUUAUUGUGUCCGAGGUACAGUUUGUGGAGAACAGUGGAGGGGGCUCAUCGGCAGUGGGGCAGUUUGUGUCUGCAGAUGGUCCUGCGAAAGCCCCAGUCCUGGGGAGUGGGUUCCACACAAGCCUGGGAAAAGAGUCUCGCGCUCAGACUCUACAGAAUGGGAAACGGCAGAUCCACAACCUGGGUAGCCAGCUGCAGUUGAACCAGCAUUGCCUGGACACUGCAUUCAACUUCUUCAAAAUGGUGGUGAGCAAGCACCUCACUCGUGGGCGCAAGAUGACUCACGUCAUUGCGGCAUGCCUCUACCUGGUCUGUCGCACCGAAGGCACACCACAUAUGCUCCUGGAUCUGAGUGACCUCCUACAGGUGAAUGUAUACAUCCUGGGGAAGACCUUUCUCCUGCUGGCAAGGGAACUCUGCAUCAAUGCUCCAGCUGUCGACCCCUGCCUGUACAUCCCCCGCUUUGCCCAUAUGCUGGAGUUUGGGGAGAAGACCCAUGAGGUCUCGAUGACAGCACUGAGGCUGCUGCAGAGGAUGAAGAGGGACUGGAUGCAUACAGGUCGCAGGCCAUCGGGUCUUUGUGGUGCAGCCUUACUGGUGGCUGCCCGCAUGCAUGAUUUUCGCCGCACGGUGAAGGAGGUCAUCUCCGUGGUAAAGGUCUGUGAGGCCACGCUGAGGAAGAGGCUGACAGAGUUUGAAGACACACCGACCAGUCACCUGACCAUCGAUGAGUUCAUGCGAGUGGACCUGGAGCAGGAGUGUGAUCCUCCAUCUUUUGUGGCAGGCCAGAAGAAGAUUAAGAUGCAGGAGCUGGAGAAAGAAUUAGCGAAGAAACUUGAUGAAUAUCAAGGUGAAGUCAAACUCUACAGGGAUGAGAUAGAGACUGAACUGGAGAAUAGUCGACCCAAACUGAGAGGAAUUUAUGCUGCCUAUGCCAGAGAGGAUGCUGAGGACCCUGGGCUCUUGUUGGCCUCGAGGCAGGCCGGAGAUGAAGAGCCUGAGGACGAGGAGAUGCAGGCAGCGGCUCAGCAUCUCAAUCAGGAGUUCAUCAGCCAGGUGCUUCCUGAGCUGGAACAGGAGACACAGGGCGAAGGGGAAACACAGCAGAGAGACAGGGAGCGCUCAGACCAGCCCUCCAAAUCAACACACAUUCCCCUCACUGCCAUCCUUGGACCCCUGCCAAGCGCAGCCAGCCUGGGCCUUACAGACUCCAUCCGGAAGUGCAUCAGCGAGGAGGGAGAGAGCGAUGAGAAAUCGGACAACGGAGAGCUUGAUCUGGAAGGCAUUGAUGAGGAUGAGAUUGAGAGAUAUAUUCUGAAUGAGAAGGAGGUGCAGGCUAAGACAGAGCUGUGGAUGAAACAGAAUGAGGAAUAUCUAAACGAGCAGAAAGAGAAGGAGGAAAGAAUAGCCAAAGAGAAGGAACAAGGGAUCUAUAAAGAGAAACCCAAGAAGCCGUCCAAGAGACGAGAGCCGAUCCGGGCCAGCACCGCAGGCGAGGCCAUCGAGAAAAUGCUGGAGCAGAAGAAGAUCUCCAGCAAGAUCAACUAUGACGUACUGAGAGACCUCAACAGCAAAGGCGGUGGUAGCAGCCCUACCCACCAGGACGAAACCACACCCACCAGUGGCCCCGGUCGUAAAAGGCUAUCCCGUCGUAAGAAGCAAACUAGCAAGAGCAACCUUGGCUUGGCCAAGCCUGCCAGCCUCAUGGGUAAAAGGCUCCGCCCGCUGAUAUCAUCCACACCCAAGAAGAAGAAAACACCUGCACAAAUGGUCUCCACUGUGAUCACACCCCCUGCACCACCACCACCGCCACCCCCUGCACCUACCCCACCCCCAGUGGUGGAGACUGGACCUGUGGCCUAUGAGGAACCUGUCCAGGAUGAGGAAGAGGAGGAGGUGGAAGAAGAGACCUGUGUCAGUGCUAUGGAACUAAUGGGAGGAAAUGAGUACGGAUGCGAAGCAGAAGAAGAGGAAGCCUUUUAG
Molecule: messenger RNA, 2190 nt
Organism: Chanos chanos (milkfish)
Lineage: Eukaryota; Metazoa; Chordata; Actinopteri; Gonorynchiformes; Chanidae
Gene: brf1b
Product: BRF1 general transcription factor IIIB subunit b
Exons: 19
Coding region: 103-2190 (695 amino acids)
Biological process (GO): transcription preinitiation complex assembly; DNA-templated transcription initiation; transcription by RNA polymerase III
Cellular component (GO): nucleus; transcription factor TFIIIB complex; transcription preinitiation complex
Molecular function (GO): RNA polymerase III type 3 promoter sequence-specific DNA binding; TBP-class protein binding; RNA polymerase III general transcription initiation factor activity
Source: RefSeq, a predicted model, not a curated record